CGCCGCCGCCGUACAGCUCCGCGCGGCGCGAGCAGGUACGUGCGCCUCGGCAGCGGCUCCGGGCCGGGCCGGGAAGGAGGCGGGAGCCGGGGAGGGCGAGGCAGUGGUGGCCAGGCCCGCGCCCUCCGGGCUGCGCCGCAGCAGAGACCCCGGCGGGUGGGCGCCGGCUGCAGGGAGGAGGGCGGGCGCCCCGGGAGGACGCACCCUCGCCCGCCGGCCGCCCGGCGCCCUUCGCUGCCCGCGUGCCGAGGCAGGGAGGGAGGCCGGCACAGCUGCCAAGGGGCCAAGGGAUGAGCUGGGGCCCUCCUUCCCAAUGGCAUCUCCCCCUGGUCUGGAACUGAAGACACUGAGCAAUGGUCCCCAGGCCCCAAGGAGACCAUCUCCCCUGGGCCCAGCGGCCCCACCCAGAGAGGGUGUGGAGAAUGCCUGCUUCUCUUCAGAGGAGCACGAGACUCAUUUCCAGAACCCUGGGAACACCAGACUGUGCAGCUCCCCCAGUCCUCCAGGGGGCAUCCCCUCACUGCCUCGAUCCCAGCGGGACGAUCUGUCCCUACAUUCAGAGGAGGGGCCAGGCCUGGAGCCCGUGAGCCGCCCGGUGGAUUAUGGCUUCGUUUCUGCCUUGGUUUUCCUGGUGAGUGGGAUCCUCCUGGUGGUGACAGCGUACGCCAUCCCCCGAGAGGCCCGUGUCAACCCGGACACAGUGACAGCGCGGGAGAUGGAACGACUGGAGAUGUACUAUGCCCGCCUGGGCUCCCACCUGGACAAAUGCAUCAUAGCGGGCCUGGGGCUGCUCACGGUGGGCGGCAUGCUCCUGUCGGUGCUGCUCAUGGUCUCCCUGUGCAAGGGCGAUCUCUACCGCCGGCGGACCUUCGUCCCCGGCAGGGGCUCCAGGAAGACCUACGGCUCCAUUAACCUGCGCAUGAGACAGCUCAAUGGGGACGGGGGCCAGACCCUGGUGGAGAAUGAAGUUGUCCAGGUCCCAGAGACUAGCCACACUCUCCAGGUCUCUUAAAUGAGACCUCACCUUAUCUGGCUGCUUUAGCUGCAGGGCCACACGGCCCCUAAAGGCCGCAGGUUUCAAACUAAGCUCCACAUAGGGCCCCUGGAAGGAGUACGGGGUGCUGGAGGGAGAGCCCGGGGCCCGGCCCAGGCCACAUGUGGGCGAGCAGCCCAGUGAUCUGUUUUGUAGCUGAGGUUUUGCAUAAGGUUUUGUUCAGAAGAUGGCUUCUGCUGCUAAAAAUACAAACGUUUGGAAACUGCU
Propithecus coquereli (Coquerel's sifaka) is the source of this 1261-nucleotide messenger RNA. RefSeq names its product transmembrane protein 74B (gene TMEM74B). The transcript is spliced from 2 exons. NCBI's taxonomy places the organism in Eukaryota, Metazoa, Chordata, Mammalia, Primates, Indriidae. Bases 314 to 1012 code for a protein of 232 amino acids. The record is from RefSeq and is a predicted model, not a curated record.